This is a messenger RNA of Condylostylus longicornis, 1746 nucleotides long. RefSeq names its product pickpocket protein 28-like. Lineage: Eukaryota; Metazoa; Arthropoda; Insecta; Diptera; Dolichopodidae. The transcript is spliced from 10 exons. Gene Ontology annotation, cellular component: membrane. Bases 1 to 1746 code for a protein of 581 amino acids. Gene Ontology annotation, molecular function: ligand-gated sodium channel activity. The record is from RefSeq and is a predicted model, not a curated record. Gene Ontology annotation, biological process: sodium ion transmembrane transport.
AUGGUAAAAAAAUCAAAUAUAAUUGAAAUUCCAACAAUUCCGAAUGAAAAAAGCAGAAAUCGUAAGAAUUCAAAUGGAAAAAAUAGUUCAACAGUAGAUAUUCCGGAAGAUAAAAAUCAAAUAAUAAAUAAUACAGCACUUGAUGGCGCAGCCAAUGUUUUAAAUUAUACAAAACCAUUAGAGAAGACACCAAGUGAUGCAUCUGCUUUACAUUUAAUUAAAAAAGGUACAAAAAUACAAGUUUUACGUGGUAUUAUAGCCGAUUAUUCAGAUGCAACAUCAAUACAUGGUAUUAAAUAUUUUGGUUCAAGAAAUAAACGUUGGUAUGAACGUAUAAUAUGGUUUAGUUUGGUAUUAGCAUCAAUGUAUUAUGGUACAAUAUUAACAAUACAAACAUGGACUAAUUGGUAUAAUAAUCCAGUUAUUGUUGGUUUAGCUGAAUCAUCAACACCAAUAUGGGAGAUACCAUUUCCAGCAGUUACAAUAUGCCCAUUAAUUAAAUAUCAACAAUAUUAUAAAAAUGAUGAUAAUCGUAAUGAAAUGCCAAUGGAAGAUAUACAAAAAUUGGAAGCAAUAUCACAUGUUUGCAUUAUAAAUUUAUUAUUUUUUGAAAAAUUUAAUUUCCCAAAUCAUUCAACAUUAAAUGAACAAAUAUCAAGAGCAAAAUCAUCAGUAAUACAAAAUACAAAUAAAAUUGUUAAAUGGCGUAAAAGUGAGCUAAUAAAUUUUAAGGAUGAAAUUAAAUAUGUACUUACUGAUGACGGUGUAUGCUUCAGUUUUAAUGCAUUGGAUGAUUCAAAAAUAUUUCGUGAUCCGAAUUUUGGAUUUCAAAGGAAAAAUUUUACAAGAAAAAUUCCAUGGACCCUUGAGAAAGGUUAUAAAAAAAAAGCUGGUACAACAACAUAUCCAAGACGUGUUCUGGCUGGUGAUGUUGAUGAAGGUUUUUAUGUUAAAUUGAAAGCUAAUUUACAAGAUACCGAUAAUUCAUGUGGUGGAAAAUCGCAAGGAUAUAAAAUAAUUUUACAUACACCAAAUGAGCUGCCACUAGUAUCAAAACGAUUCUUUCGUGUUCCGUACAAACAAAUUAUAUCGGUUGCAGUGAAACCAAAUAUGAUAACAACUUCAAAAGACGUCCGUAGUUAUGACCCUGAAAAACGACAGUGUUUCUUCAAUAAUGAAAAAUAUUUGAAGUAUUUUAAAAUUUACACCCAAGCAAAUUGUGAACAUGAAUGUUAUACUAAUGCAACACAAAUUGCCUGCAACUGUACAAAAUUUUACAUGCCAAGAGAUCCAUUAUAUGAUUAUUGUGGUGCAACAGACAUAAAAUGUUAUAGAGAAGUUCGAAAGAAUCUUUUAAAAGUGGAUGGAUUUAAGACGAUUUGUAACUGUUUGCCAGCAUGUACAUCAAUUGCAUAUGAUUCUGAAGUAACUCAAUCACUUCUCAAAGAUAAUGGUUCAAAUUAUGAUACACAAAAUGAAUUUGCACGAUCUAUUAUGAACGUAUAUUUUGCUAAAAAUCAAUUUUUAUCGGCAAAACGUUCUGAACUUUAUGGUAUCGCUGAUCUAGUAGCAAAUAUUGGUGGACUUUUUGGCCUCUUUAUGGGUGUUUCAAUUUUAAGCUUAGUAGAAAUCAUUUACUUUUGUACACUUCGAUUAUGUGUCAAUAUGAAAAUGAGAAAAAAAGCUAAAAAGAAAUUAGAGGAAAAAGCAAAAAGACGAGAAAGCAAAGGAAUCUCGAUUAAAUAA